Messenger RNA from Lolium rigidum, 2703 nucleotides. RefSeq names its product protein argonaute 4A-like. Gene Ontology annotation, molecular function: protein binding; RNA binding. NCBI's taxonomy places the organism in Eukaryota, Viridiplantae, Streptophyta, Magnoliopsida, Poales, Poaceae. The record is from RefSeq and is a predicted model, not a curated record. Bases 1 to 2703 code for a protein of 900 amino acids. Gene Ontology annotation, cellular component: cytoplasm. The transcript has 22 exons. Gene Ontology annotation, biological process: regulatory ncRNA-mediated post-transcriptional gene silencing.
AUGGAGUCUCAAAGUGGCAAGGGAGAUCCCAGCAAGUCACCGGUGUCUGCCGGUGGUAAGGGCGAUCCCAGCAAGUCACCGGCGUCUGACGGUGGCAAGGGCGAUCCCAGCAAGUCAACAAUAUUUGACGGUGGCAAGGGUGGUUCCAGCAUGACGGCCAAGACUCAGAGGCUUCCCAUCAAAAGGCCACCCCAGCAUGCCAGAAAAGGGAGGCCCGUAAUGCUACUCACGAACCAUUUCAAAGUCUCUCUCACCAGAACAGAUCAGAUACUCUAUCACUAUGAUGUGACUCUGAAGUAUGAGGACGGCAAACUAGCUCUCGGAGAAGGCAUGGGCAGAAAGGUGAUGAAGCGGCUGUUCGAGACCUAUGCCUCACAUCUCGCGCACAAAGUAUUCGCUUAUGAUGGCGAGAAGGGUCUCUUCACCGUUGGGCCUCUCCCAUUUAAGAACAAUGAGUUCGACGUAGUUCUGUGCGACGCUUCAUCGGGAAAGACUGGAACGAGCCGGAGCCCCGGAGGAGAUGGCAGUCCAGGACCAAGUGACAAGAAGAGAAUGAAACGAGCAGUGUAUGCGAAAAGAUUCAAGGUGGAGAUAGCCAUAGCCUCCACCUCUGCGGCAAGGAUUCCGAUGAGUGCCAUUGCCCAGGAAGCUAUUCGGGUUCUCGACAUCAUACUGAGGCAGCAUUCCGCAAGACAGGGUUGUCUCUUAGUCAAACAGUCUUUUUUCCGUUGCGAAUUCGGUUCCAUAGACUUGGGUGGCGGCGUGCUCGGUUGUCGGGGUUUCCAUUCUAGCUUUCGACCCACUCAAAAUGGGCUUUCACUCAACGUUGAUUUAUCCACCACAAUGGUAGUGAAACCUGGCCCUGUGAUUGAUUUCCUGCUCUUCAACCAGAAUAUCAAGGACCCUUACAGAAUUGACUGGGUCAAAGCAAAGCGUGCACUGAACAAAUUAAGGAUCAGUACCGUUCACACAAAAAUGGAAUUGAAGAUUGUCGGAUUGUCCGAGAAAAAUUGCAAUGAGCAGACGUUCCCACUGAAGCGAGAUGGCAACGGUACUGUGGAUAUAACUGUCUAUGAUUACUUCAUGGACCGUUGGUCUAUGAGGCUGGAAAAGUCGGCUCACUUGCGCUGUCUAAAUGUUGGGAAGCCAGAUCGACCAACAUACCUCCCGCUGGAGGUUUGCCAGCUGGUGCCAUUGCAGAGGUACAAGAAGUCUCUGUCCACGAUGCAAAGGUCAAAACUCGUCGAGGGAUCCAGGCAGAAGCCGCUUGACAGGAAGUUGAGCUUGUCUCGUGCGUUGCGUGACAACAACUAUGAUUCUGAGCCAAUGCUGAGGGAAUGUGGCAUUUCGAUAGCUCGAGAGCUUAUGCAGGUUGAGGGUAGAGUUCUUCAGGCACCACAGUUAAGCGCUGCACGUGAUAGAGAACUUUAUACACCUAAUGGGAGGUGGAACUUCAAUAAGGACAGGUUCAUUCAGCCCAUUAAAGUGAAGACCUGGGGAGCUGUUAAUUUUUCUGCAAGAUGCAAUGUUAGGGAUCUUGUCAAGCGCCUUAGCCAAGCUGGUAUCAUGAAGGGAAUUAAAAUGGAAGAUUGUGCUGCUGAUGUAAUUGAAGAGAUGCAUCAAAUGAAAUGGGAAACUCCGGCAAAAAGGGUGGAUGAUGUGUUUCAGCAAAUAAAAUCAAGUUUCAAACAACAGAAACCAGGGUUUCUCCUGUGUGUUCUUCCAGAGAAAAACUCUGAUAUCUAUGGACUUUGGAAGCGCAAAUGCCUUGCAGAACAUGGUAUUGUUACCCAAUGCGUGGUUCCUCCUGCCAACAUCAAAGAUCAGUACCUCACCAAUGUGUUGCUAAAGAUAAAUGCCAAGCUUGGCGGGUUGAAUUCAUUGCUGAAAAAUGAAACAACACGUGCCAUUCCUCUUGUGUUGAAAGCUCAAACAAUCAUCUUUGGUAUGGAUGUAUCACAUGGUUCACCGGGAUCUAACGUACCAUCGGUUGCUGCAGUGGUUAGUUCAUUGGGGUGGCCACUCAUCUCAAAAUACAGAGCUUCUGUACGCACUCAGGCACCCAGGAAGGAAAGUAUUGAUAACUUGUUUAAGCAAGUUGGAGAUGACGAUCAGGGCCUCAUUAAGGAAUCACUGAUUGACUUCCUCAAUAACAGCAAAGGCCAGACACCAGAACAAAUUAUCAUUUUCAGGGAUGGUGUUAGCGAGUGCCAGUUUAAUAUGGUUCUGACUGAUGAGCUAACUAAGAUCACUGAGGCAUGCAAGUUUUUUGGUAGCAAGCAUUUUGGUGGCAAAUGGUUCCCCAAGUUUACGGUAAUAAUUGCGCAGAAGAAUCAUCACACUAGAUUUUUCCUGCCCAAUGAACGUAAUCGUAACGAAGUGAAUAAUGUCCAACCUGCGUUCCAGGGGACUACAAGGCCAACCCACUACCAUGUGCUCCAUGAUGAUAUAGGGUUCUCUCCAGAUGACCUGCAGGAGCUCGUGCACAACCUCUCCUACGUGUAUCAGAGGAGCACCACAGCCAUCUCAGUAGUUGCCCCCAUCUACUACGCACACCUUGCAGCGGCGCAGGUGGCGAAGUUCACCAGGCUGGAUGACAUGUCAGAGACAUCGUCGAGCCAUGCUACCCAGGCUGAACCUGCCCCGGUGCCAGAGCUGCCUCGUCUGCAUCCCGACGUAGCAUCAUCAAUGUUCUUCUGCUAA